AUGUCUCUAUCUAUGAGAACGUUACGAGUGAAAACAUCACUCGCUGGUUCAAGAUGUAGCCCGUCGACCCUACGACUGUCCAUUUGCAUCAACCAAUUCAACCUGGAACGCACAACACCACCCCUGACAAAGCGCAAUUUUAGCCAAACAACUCAUGCGGAUUUGGAAGAAAAUGAUGCCGGCGAUGUGAGGGUACAGUCCAGAAAUUCAGGAACAUUCAAUCCUGCAUCUGGGUUGAAUGCCCUGAGGAGUAGAAACAAGCUACUGAAAGAAACUUCCAAGACGGCUGGCCAAAAGUCUCAUCGCACCAUUCUGGGCCAAAGUCCUGACAUACCAAUUCGGGCCCGGUUCGCACCAUCUCCGACGGGGUAUCUGCACCUGGGAUCCCUUAGAACGGCUUUAUUUAAUAGUCUAGCUGCGAAGGCGUCAAAUGGCGGUGCCUUUAUUUUGCGUGUUGAAGACACAGACCAGAGUCGCUUAGUCCACGAUGCAGAAGAACGGUUGAUUAGAGAUCUCAAGUGGGCAGGGCUAUCAUGGGAUGAAGGCCCGGAUUGCGGCGGCAAGUAUGGGCCAUAUAAGCAGUCUGAAAGGCUAUCCAUUUACAAGGACCAUGCCCAAACCUUGCUUGACCGUGGACAUGCCUACCGCUGCUUCUGUAGCGCUGAACAGCUAGAGUUGCAAAAACGACAAUCGCACAAAGCUGGAGAGCACACUGGUUAUCCUGGAACAUGCCGCUCCAUUGACCCCUCCGAGUCCAACAGACGAGCUCAUGACGGAGAAUCCCACGUGGUGCGUCUGAAAGGCGAUGCUUUCGGCAAGCCCAAGUUCCGUGACGCCAUCUACGGCAUGUUUCAGAAAAAGGAUGCAGAAGAAGACUUUGUGCUAUUGAAAUCCGACGGCUUUCCAACUUACCACCUUGCAAAUGUCAUUGAUGAUCAUUUGAUGGAAAUAACGCACGUCAUUCGGGGAGAAGAAUGGUUGAUAUCAACACCGAAGCACCUGGCGCUCUAUCAGGCGUUUGGUUGGCAGCCUCCCACUUUCGCUCAUCUCGGUCUUCUCGUCAACGUAGACGGCAGCAAACUGAGCAAGCGCAAUGACAGUGUGAACCUAGCUACAUAUCAGGACAAAGGCGUUUUUCCAAUGGCGUUGUUGUCGUGGCUGGCUAACUUGGGCUCCUCAUUUAAAUCUAACACAAGGCCGCCUCGAACAAUCUCGGAUAUCGCCGAUGCACUGACUUUCAAAUUUACUCGUGGUGGCAUAAAGCUGAACCUUGAGAAGCUGGACUACUUCGACGGCAAAUAUCGUGAUGCGAUAUUGUGGGACCCUAAACCCGAGCUCUCAGAAAAUGAAUCCGCCCUCAUUAACAGCUAUGUCACUACACCCAUGCUGCAGGAGAUCGAGUCUGCUGCAAAAGGAGAAAAGUCUUCAGAAUUGCUCCCAGAGUCUUGGCGUGGAAAAUUAAAUCUCGUGCCUGCCCUGGCUAACGAGGAGACUAAGGCUACGUAUGUUCACAACAUAAUUGCAACAAAACGAGGAGACUUCCUGUCAGCCAAAGCUCUUAUACAGCAACAUCCGUAUCUACUCUGGAGAGUUCCAGAGACCGUGUAUAAACAGUCUCUCGCGUCAUAUAAUCCGGAUGGACGGGUCCUCUUGGCUCUCGGCGCGGCCAUUGAAGACGAAAAACUGUGGCAUGCACAGGGAAACGAAGUGAUGGAUGCUAUUUGGACAAGCCUCCAGGAUCAUGGCAUUGAUAAACUCGUCGUGUAUGACACCCUGCGGCUGGUCGGUGCCGGGUGCCACGACGUUGUCUCCCAGAGCAGCUCCCGAAUGUUCAUGCUCUUAGGGAGAGAAGAGUGGCGAUUCAGACUCGGCCGUGUCAAGAGUAUUAUGAACACGGUCUCUUCACAGGUGGUCUAG
Molecule: messenger RNA, 1917 nt
Organism: Pochonia chlamydosporia 170
Lineage: Eukaryota; Fungi; Ascomycota; Sordariomycetes; Hypocreales; Clavicipitaceae
Product: glutamyl-tRNA synthetase
Exons: 5
Coding region: 1-1917 (638 amino acids)
Biological process (GO): glutamyl-tRNA aminoacylation
Molecular function (GO): glutamate-tRNA ligase activity; zinc ion binding; ATP binding
Source: RefSeq, a predicted model, not a curated record